UCAACACACAUGGUACAUACUUCUGGGACGAACACAUUAUCGAAGAAUCUAGGAAAUGUUAUUUGUCGACAAUUGCACUUGUAUAAUGUAAUUUGCUCGCGUUUAAUUCCGACAGAUUUCUUUCUAGCUUUCAAGUCCUUCAAAGGGCGUAUCGUCCCAUAUUAUCUGAAUCGCUGUCUGCGAGAAUUGCUGAUUAAUCAUUCUAUGAUCGAUACUUCGCUAAUAGCGCAUAAAUAAAAAUGUCUCAUACAAUACUACUAGUACAACCUGGUGACAGACCUGAAACAAGAACAUAUUCUGAUUAUGAAAGCAUUAAUGAAUGCAUGGAAGGUGUUUGUAAAAUUUAUGAAGAACAUCUGAAGAGACGAAAUCCAAACACUCCAACUAUCACUUAUGACAUUAGUCAAUUAUUUGAUUUCGUUGAUCAGUUAACGGAUUUAUCCUGUCUUGUGUAUCAAAAAUCAACAAAUACCUAUGCUCCCUAUAAUAAGGAUUGGAUCAAGGAAAAGAUAUAUGUACUACUGCGUAGAGCUGCAGGACAUGGAGAAUAAUCAGUAUAUAAAGUACAUGUAUACGUGUGUGUUUAAUAUAAUUUCAUAUAAGAUAAUUUUAAACAUCUAUAUAUUAUUUGUUGUAAUAAAUCUAUAAUUUACGA
Molecule: messenger RNA, 655 nt
Organism: Temnothorax curvispinosus
Lineage: Eukaryota; Metazoa; Arthropoda; Insecta; Hymenoptera; Formicidae
Gene: e(r)
Product: enhancer of rudimentary homolog
Exons: 3
Coding region: 240-551 (103 amino acids)
Source: RefSeq, a predicted model, not a curated record